Ascochyta rabiei is the source of this 1038-nucleotide messenger RNA. RefSeq lists its product as uncharacterized. The transcript is spliced from 2 exons. The coding region runs from base 1 to 1038 and encodes 345 amino acids. Lineage: Eukaryota; Fungi; Ascomycota; Dothideomycetes; Pleosporales; Didymellaceae. The record is from RefSeq and is a predicted model, not a curated record.
AUGAGAGGAAACAAGAACAAAUCGGCUGCCCACCGUCGACGCCAGAGCCAGACACCCGUCAAGGAUCGGUUGACAGAAGUCGUCGCUGCACGUCGCAAAGCUGGUUCAAAGUCAGUUGACACUGCUCCGGCUAUGCCUCCUUUAGCUACUAUCUUUGACGCCAUUGGCAACUGGUUCAUCGGCAAGAAUUCAGACGACAAUAUCGCCGAUGAAGCGUCGCCGUUCGGUUCCACCGUCGACAGUGGCGCCUCUCCGAGCCAUACUCCGCUGUCGAAGAAGGCCAAGAAGAGGAUCCAAAAAAGACACAAUCAAAGUAUUGAGAUUGAAACGUUCACUCCUAGCAAGGAGAGUACCUCUGUUGGGCUCGAUCACGCUGCUAGUUUACGACAGCAUCCGAGCGCAUCGCACAUUACAUCUUCCCAGUUGAUCAACGGCAGUAUGGACUAUUCCCCGAGAACAGCUUUGUAUGAGCGUAAUGAUGCAAAGAGGCCCUCCGAUACAGCUCUGAAACGCGAUUCGGUGAUCUCCAACAAUUGGGAGGACGUGAAUCUUGGAAGAUCUCCUCGAACCACAAAGAAGCCAGGCCCUAGCAAGCAGAACUGGCGACGACUCAUCAAACGCCCAUCUUGGUGUCCAUGCCGUCUGUAUCUUUGGCUUGGAGAGUUCCUCUCUGCACUUGCUCGAGGCUUUCAAGGUCCUCGUAGGGCAGACUUCUUCCUUUCUCUUGGUCUUUUCCUUGUGUGUAGCUACGUGACCUACGUUGCUUUGGACUUUGUCCUUUUCGGAUUGAUCAAGGGUGUCAAAGCACAGAACGUCGUCGAUGCCGCCAACUGUAGCGUCGUCUAUGUCACCAUACCCGGCCCCAUCAUCACAAUUUCACUCAUCGCCGCUACGCCGUCAGACCCAGCUCGAGGCACAUACUACUACUCAGUCAUCAACGGAACUACUGGGCCCCUCGUCGCUGGUUUUGUCCGGAUCCAGCGUCUUGACACCAUCCAGCAGUUCGAGCCCAGGAUUGUCGGCAUCACUGGAACCUAG